Colletotrichum higginsianum IMI 349063 is the source of this 1131-nucleotide messenger RNA. RefSeq lists its product as uncharacterized. The record is from RefSeq and is a predicted model, not a curated record. The transcript is spliced from 3 exons. Bases 1 to 1131 code for a protein of 376 amino acids. Lineage: Eukaryota; Fungi; Ascomycota; Sordariomycetes; Glomerellales; Glomerellaceae.
AUGGCAAGUUCAAAGCCGGCCAACACCGACUCCGCGGAAGCCUUGCACGGACUCCUCAACGAUGUGCUGAUUCAAACUGGCAAGGCAUUGAAGUCCCAGAAUAGGGAAGGUAGGUCUCAGGCUCAGGCUCAGAUUUCGUUACAAUCAAAGCUGCCGGAGAUUAUUGAGACAUUUCACUGGAAGCUGGACGACCUGGAGAGUGAGAUAAUGAGGGCAAAGGCGGCGUUGCAAAGAGACCUGGACCGGUUCCGGCAACAGAGACAGCCCGUGGAGCAACCCGUACCGAUAGAGGCACAGACAAAAUCCCCCAUCGCCAUCGGCCUCGACUCAUCGUCUCGGGAGGUGUCCCCCGAGAACAAGGCCUUGGUCACAGAGGCCACGGGCCCGCACCGCGUCCCCGCAGAACCGAGCGCAGCUCCAUCGAUGGCUCCGUUCCCCGACAUGGGAGUCAGCUUCCAGCCAGAACCGGAGCCGGAGCCGGAGCCUCCAGUGAAGCAGGAGGCAGCCCCCGCACCGCCGGCCAUAAUGGUGCCCAUAGGCGAAGUUAAGGCGGAGCCGAACCUUACCCCUCCGACAUCGCAGCCCCAACCCUCAGGCGCUCCGGAGGCGCCGAUGGAUGAUAUGUUCAACCUCGAUGGCGGCGGCGGCGGCGGCAAUGAAGCAAACGAUGCCGAGUUCCACUUCACGGACAUGACGUUCAGCCUGGCGCCGGCCAACAACGAUCCACAGCCCCAGCCUAGGGCACAGGAAGCGCCGAUGGACAUAUCGUUCGGCUCGAGCGACAUGGGAGGCGACCUCCUGUCACUCGAUAACCUGCUCCCUCCAGACAACAACGCUUCGAAGCAGGAACCGGAAGCCCGAGCCAUCCCUGCGCCUCCCACAGCCGUAGCCGCUGCGCCAACUACAGCAGCCAAUCAACAGAAGCCCGCGGAGGCCAAGAUGGAGAGGCAGGACUCGAGCCUGGACGAACUGUUUGCCCUCAACGGCAACACGGGCAUGGAUGACAUGGACCUUGACAUGAACAUGGGAGGUGAAGGUGGGGAAGGCAACAACUUUGACGACAUGAUGUUCUUCGACGAUACAGAGAUGGAACAUGGCAAGUUCGACGAGGACUUCUUUCAGAUUCAGUAG